AAGCGCGGGAAAGAGUAGUAAAAUUGUGUGCAGAGGGUGUGUGCCCCAUGAGCCCUGCAGACGUGGCAGCUCCGGGUAGGGGCUGAGCGGGGGCAGCCAGCUCGCCUUUGCCUACCUGGCCUCGAAUCCCAAGGGAGCCCCGCACCAGUCCCGGACAAUGAACCAGACUGAUGACUCCUCCUCCAGCUGUGAAUGGUUCAUUGGGGCAGGAGCCCCAGAGGCAGCUUCCAGAGGUGCUGGGUGGAGCCUGGGAACCACUUCAAGGAGACGGGCUGCCACCACUCACCAUCAUUGUUGCCGCCUUUGUCCUGCUUGCGGUCUGUAUUGUGGUGGCAGUCCACUUUGGGCCAAGGCUGCACCAAGGCCAUGCUACUCUCUCCACAGAGCCACCAGCUCCAAAGCCAGAGUAUGGCAUCUACCUCAUCCACUGGAGGCUGCUGGGCCCCCAGGACAGUCAUAAAGAAGACCAGCAGGGACCUCCUAUCCCUGGAUCUGAUCCUACUCCAGAAGGGCCCAGGCCCAGUAUUGAUGAAGAAACAUAUCUGUAAGAGGGAGAUUUUGGAAGUUAAUCUGAUCUGGCUCAGCACAAGAAACUGGACUGAGAAUUAGAGCAAAAGCAAAUUGGAGCCUAAGCAUCAGAGCUGUAGAUGGGUAUACUGGACUGAGCAGGAGCUGCCCUCUCCAAAUGUUUCUGAAAAGAGCUCUUGAUGGACAGGAAAAAUGAAAGAAGCUUGAGAGCAGGGCCCUGUGCAGAGGACUGCUGCUGUGGGUGUCCCCAGGGUCUAAGGUUUAUGAAGACUUACCUCCCUUCACAGAGCUCCUGACCCUUAAGCUCUGAGUCCCUGCCCACACCAUCAGCCUUAAUCUCCUUCCCUUUUGGGGUAAAGUGAAUCCACUGUGAAAGAUUCCACCACCCACCUCAAUUCUAAUCAGGAAUGUCAGAUGCUCCAUAGAGUGCCCAGAUCCUAUUAAAGUCCAGUCAGGGACAGCCACAGCAAAGAACCCAUGAUCUGCCUUUUCUGAGAUUCUGAGGACUCAAGGAAGGAAAGGUUGCCUUUCACCCAUGAUGGAGCAAAUCUUGGUGCAGGGCCUAGGUUUUGUUGACAAUGUCUAAAGCCUUUGGAAAUCCCAAGCACCAUUUAUAGUUCAAAGAUUGCCUUUGAAUGGA
Marmota flaviventris (yellow-bellied marmot) is the source of this 1168-nucleotide messenger RNA. It is a transcript of the gene Smim33, whose product is annotated as small integral membrane protein 33. NCBI's taxonomy places the organism in Eukaryota, Metazoa, Chordata, Mammalia, Rodentia, Sciuridae. The record is from RefSeq and is a predicted model, not a curated record.